AUGGGCUGGUUCUGGACAGAUGCAACGGCAGUGCCGACGAGUGCGCCACAUCCACUUCCUAGAUCAUCGAGCAGCGAACCACCACCAUCAUGCCCUAUGCACAACUCAUCGCGCAAGCCUACACCUCCACCAGCACAACUACCACCUGCGAACGACAAGGAGAGCGCAUGCCCCUACAAGCCUGGCGAAUCUGAAACUCCUACUGCAUCCCCAUCAUAUAUCUCGAAGCUGAAUCCGCUGAAUUACAUGCCAUCGAACAUAUCGAAUGUGAAAGAGUCAACCUCACAAGCAGUCAUCCUACCACUAGAGCGAGAAGCAUCCACAAUACCACGAGGCGAUGGCACAGGGACAUGGGAAUAUCCUUCGCCACAGCAGAUGUAUAAUGCUAUGCUGCGGAAAGGAUACACGGAUACACCUGCGGAACAUGUGGAGAGCAUGGUGGCAGUGCAUAACUUUCUGAACGAAGGCGCGUGGGAGGAGAUCAAGGGAUGGGAGCAGAGAUUCGGCCGAGGAUUAUCUGCAGGCUGGGACGCAUGCCGGAAGGGUGAAGAAGGCGCGAUUAUGGAGGCGAUGCGGCGAGUACGGAGAGGAGAGGUGGAUGCUGAGCCAAAGCUACUGCGCUUCAUGGGACGACCGAACGAGCCGACACCGAAAGCACGAAUGCUAGGUUUCAUGGCAUGGCUAUAUCCUAGCCAGUUCCCAGACAACCCACCUUUCGACCGACACGACUGGUUUGUGCAACGACAACAUGCGAAUGGUGAGAGUCGAGAAGUGCGGUAUGUGAUUGAUUACUAUUCUGGACCUCCUGAGCCGACUGGUGAACCCGUCUUCUUCUUGGAUGUCCGACCUGCUGUCGAUGGUCCCACUGCGGCUUGCGAGAGAAUGAUGCGAUGGGGUGGCGAUGUGUGGUAUAAGGCGAGCGGCGGCAGUGUACGCGAAGAGCUCGCAAGGCACAAGCAGGCUGGUGGGAGAUGA
Messenger RNA from Recurvomyces mirabilis, 975 nucleotides. It is a transcript of the gene CYC3, whose product is annotated as holocytochrome c synthase. The record is from RefSeq and is a predicted model, not a curated record. Lineage: Eukaryota; Fungi; Ascomycota; Dothideomycetes; Mycosphaerellales; Teratosphaeriaceae. Gene Ontology annotation, cellular component: mitochondrion. Gene Ontology annotation, molecular function: holocytochrome-c synthase activity. The transcript is spliced from 2 exons. Gene Ontology annotation, biological process: cytochrome c-heme linkage. Bases 1 to 975 code for a protein of 324 amino acids.